Molecule: messenger RNA, 1336 nt
Organism: Trematosphaeria pertusa
Lineage: Eukaryota; Fungi; Ascomycota; Dothideomycetes; Pleosporales; Trematosphaeriaceae
Exons: 1
Coding region: 88-1032 (314 amino acids)
Biological process (GO): protein ubiquitination
Molecular function (GO): ubiquitin protein ligase activity
Source: RefSeq, a predicted model, not a curated record
GGACUCAGGCAGCAGCGCACAGAGCAGAUAUGGUGAAAGGUUUCUACCGGGUGAGGCUGAUGCACCGCCACAUCGCUGUGAAGGUGAAUGCAAGAGGUGAACGAGCCCCACCUUGAUUUUUUUUGUGGUCGCGUCCGGCGCUCAACACCGCACAUUUGCCUCCAGUACCUAUACUCAACCAUGGCCAACGCAGACAUUGUCAAUACCCCGGCGAAGCCGGUCUGUUGCGAAGACCAAGCGCAAGACGCGGGCCCAGAGGAAGAAGACUUCAUGGUGGGCGUUGCUGUAGACGAAGAUACACCCGAAGACAUGCCCGAAGACAUGCCCGAAUACGAAUUCCGGACUAAAGACGAGUUCAUCGAGAAUCUGGAGCCUCUGACAUGCAGCCUCUGCUUGGAGAAGUACGGGAACGACCAUGUACCAGUCGAGCUACCAGACUGUGGCCACGUAUUCGGCGACCACUGCAUCAUCCAAUGGUUCGAGACGGAAUCAGAAAACAACAAUAAAUGUCCUUUGUGCCGGAACGAGCUGUUUGAACAGGAGGACUUUGACAUGGAGGAUGACGAAGACGACGGGGAUGCAGCGGGCUUCGUUGACAGUGAUAUCGCUUCGGAAGAAGAGGCCGAUGACCAAAAUGGUAAUAACGGUGCUCAAGGUGAAGAUGAAGCUAUGGAGGAAGAUUCGGAGGCCGAGCAAGGAGACGACGAGGAAAGCGACGGGGAAGGGGAUGGUGAGGGAGAUGUAUCUGACGCCGAGGACUAUACCGAAGAACAUGCCAGCCCGAAACCACGAAAAGCGAAACACCCCCCUCCAGGUCAGCCAACGUCCAGAUCCGCCGACGGGCAUGAUGACGAGCAAGAGACACUCUCUGGCGAUGAAGAAGCGAAUACAGAGUCGCAUGAAAAACCAGCUGAGGAAUCGGAUGGAGACCUGUUCGGCGACGACGGAAUUAGGAGGAACACGCCGUGUAUUAGUGGUAGUGAGUACCAGCCCAGCGAGGAAGACAUGGAUACAGACUCCGAUGAAGAAUGAGCGGCAGUGGAUCCUCGGACGGAGAUGCGAGUCAUAGUAUAAAUGGCGCUUGUCUUAAGGCCCCGGUGCACCGGACAAGGGGAUAACGGUUCAGGUGCAAUAGGUGGCCGUUUGGGGUUGGAAAUUGCGGGAAUUAUGUCGGCCCACAUGCGAUCUAAUUGUCCUGAUAAGCAAAGAAUCAAUUCUUUCCUUCGCAGUCAACGGUGGUCUUCCGUCUUAACUCUUGCAGCAGCCUUUGCUGACCUAUGUUGGCUAAAUGUUCGAAUUGACAAACUGUGAUGGGCCAUUAGGAGUUCGAUAUUGG